This is a messenger RNA of Plasmodium relictum, 1701 nucleotides long. It is a transcript of the gene MSP9, whose product is annotated as merozoite surface protein 9, putative. Lineage: Eukaryota; Apicomplexa; Aconoidasida; Haemosporida; Plasmodiidae. Bases 1 to 1701 code for a protein of 566 amino acids. The transcript has a single exon. The record is from RefSeq and is a predicted model, not a curated record.
AUGGGUCUACGUAUUUUAUUGUUUACUUUUUUUAUCUUCCUAAUUAAUAAUAAAUUCACAAAUGCUUUAAAUGAAGAUAGUGUUAUUAGACCUUGCGAGAAUUGUCUUCUGAAUAAUUACGACAGGCUACUUAAAAUAAUUAGAUGUGAAUAUUGUAGUCAGAAUGAUAAGUUACCAUGGUUUAACCAUAUCCAAAGGGAAAAUUGUGCAAACAUUAGAAAUGAAUGCAUAGGAACCCUUAAUAACAGAGAAAAUUUGGAAUUAUUAAGAAAUAUAAUAAGUAAUUUUGGAACAGAAGAAUAUACAGAUAAUUUUAGAAUAAAUGCAGAUAACUUAAAAAAAAUAAUUAAUAUUAUAGAGUUACAAACAAAAGAUAUUGAUGUGUUAAGAAAAAUAAUAGAUAGCAUAAGAGAACAUAAAGCGGUAUUGUUAAUUAAUAAUGAUAAUAAUGCAUCACUUAUGAAUUUGAGUAACAAUUUGAGGAGUUUAAGAAAUAAUGUUGAUCAUCUUCAGAGAAAUCAAGAUUUAAUUCAAAAUGAGUUAUCUUUAGAUGACCAAAAAGAAUUUCAAGAUUUACAGGAAUUAUAUCAAUUAAAAAACGAGCUAGAUGAUAUUUACAAUGGAAUAGAUAAUAUCACAAACAAUAUUCAAAAUUAUGAAUUGGGUGGUUUUAGUAUAGAAGGUCUAGUCAAUGAUAAUUUAUCAGAUCUUAUAGGCAAUGGGGGAAUGAAACUUGUAGAUACAGUAUCAAAUACUAUACUUCAAGAUGGAACUACUAGUGCUGACAAUAGUUUAGUUAAUAUUAUAAGUGAUGGUAAAGAAUUAGCUGAACAAUUAAUUGAAAAAAGUGGUAAACAAAUAGCUAAACCUUCCUUAAGUUUAGAUGAAGACGUCUUUAAUAAAUUAGAUCACUUAAAAACAAAACUUACUUCUCACGAAAUACUUAUUGAUAAAAUAAAAAGUGUUUUCUUAAAUAAAUUAAAGGAAUAUUUAUUAAAAACAUUGCACAAUGCAUAUGCAUCAUAUAGAAGAAGAAAAGCAAGAGAAAACGGGGAAUCUGAUCCAACAAUUAAUGAAUCACUUGAUAUUAAUGAUAUGAAAAAGGGAAUUAUAGAAAUUGGUAUGAAGUUAUUAUUUAGUAAACUUAAAAAUUUCUUGAAAUUUAUUAAAAGUAAAAUAUUUCCUCAAAAAAAUCCAAAGUUAGAAGGACAAAGAAAUAUGAGAAAUUUCAGAAGUAAUACGAAUCAAGACAAUUUAUCAAAUAAUAAUGAUAAUAAUUUAGAAGAUGUUCUAAAUCAUGAUCAAAAUGAAGCACACAAUUCAUUGUCAGAACAGGAUAUUCAUCUAUUAAAACAUAUUGAUAGGAUUAUAGAUGAAAUUAAUUACUAUACAAGAAAAAGCCAAAAUUAUAAUAUAGCAUAUGCAAAAACAGAACAAGAGAAUGUGGAAAGUGAAAAAACAACAGAAACAGAAGCAGAAACAGCCAAUGUAAAUGAUGUAGUAGAAACAAAUAUAGAAGAUGAUGAAACAACAGAACCAAAAGUAGAAGAAAAAACAAACAUAGAAAAUGAUGAAACAACAAAACCAGAAGUAGAAGAUGGAGAAACAAGAGAAGCAGAAGUAGAAGUAGAAGAAAAUGUAAAAAGUGAAGAAAUAAUAGAACCAAAACCAGAAACAAAUGUAAAUAAAGUAGCAGAAUAA